AUGUCUCAGGAAAUACAUGAACCUCAAGAAGACGAUGCCAGAUCAGUUUCUUCAUUAACAUCUACAACGUCAUCAUCGCGUCCAAAGAAGUAUAUGUGCACAUUUGAAAAUUGUGGAAAAGCCUACAAUAGACCAUCAUUGUUGGAACAACACCUGCGAUCACAUAGCAAUGAUAGACCCUUUAAAUGUACUAUAGAGAAUUGUGAUAAAUCAUUUUUAAGAAAAUCCCAUUUAGAAGCUCAUAUUGUUUCUCAUUCAGAUGAUAAGCCAUACCAUUGUUCCAUCUGUGGCAAAGGGGUGAAUACCAAACAACAUUUAAAAAGACAUGAAAUAACUCAUACAAAAUCAUUCAAAUGUACUUAUGAUAAUUGUAAUGAAGCAUUUUAUAAACAUCAAUCAUUAAGACAUCAUAUUUUAACUACUCAUGAAAAAUCUUCCUUAACAUGUUCUGAAUGUAAUAAAACUUUCCCAAGACCUUCAAAAUUGCAACAACAUAACUUGAAACAUCAUGGUGCUUCUCCAGCAUAUCAAUGUGAUAAUCCUGGAUGUUUUAAAAAUUUCAAGAAUUGGUCUGCUUUACAAUUUCAUGUUAAACAAGAACAUCCUAAAAUUAAGUGUACAAUUUGUGGUAAAGGUUGUGUUGGUAAAAAAGGUUUAAAAUCUCAUAUGUUGAGUCAUGAUGAAUCUAAAGUUAUUAAACUUUGGAAUUGUAAUUAUUGUGAAGUUGGGAAAUUUUCUAAAAAACAUGAUUUAAUUCAACAUUAUAAUGAUUUUCAUGAUGGUAAUGUACCUGAAGAUUUAUUAAAAGAAGAUGAUUUAAAGAAAUUGGAAAAAAUCUUGGAAAAUAAAUCAAAUUUAAGUAGUUUGACUCAAUUGGGGAAUCUUCAACUGUUAGAUACUUUGAAUAAAACAGAGGAAGAAGAAAAGGUGGAAGAAAUAAAUGAGGCGGAUGAUGAUGACGAUGAUGAUAGACGAAGUGAUAUUAGAUCUGAUUCAUUGUUGGCUCAAAGAUCUAUUAAAUCAUUGACAAAUUCAUUGAAUGAUGGUAAAGAUCUUAUAAAGCUUAUAUCUGAAGAAGCCACUAGGAAAUUUGCUUGUCCAAAAGGAAAUUGUAAAAGAACAUUUGCUCGUGAAUAUGAUUUACAACGUCAUUUGAAAUGGCAUGAUCAAAAUUUAAUAAAAAUUGAACUGUUUUUAAACACAUUAGAGAAAGAGCAAACACCGGAAGGUGAGCCACCAUUGAAAAGAGUUAAAAUAGAAGAAGCAGUAAAUAUUAGUUAA
Molecule: messenger RNA, 1281 nt
Organism: Candida tropicalis MYA-3404
Lineage: Eukaryota; Fungi; Ascomycota; Pichiomycetes; Serinales; Debaryomycetaceae
Gene: PZF1
Product: Pzf1p
Exons: 1
Coding region: 1-1281 (426 amino acids)
Biological process (GO): regulation of transcription by RNA polymerase II
Molecular function (GO): DNA-binding transcription factor activity; RNA polymerase II cis-regulatory region sequence-specific DNA binding
Source: RefSeq, a predicted model, not a curated record